AAGAAAUUGUGUCACAGUACAGUUAGACAGUACAAGCAACAGUAGACUCUGAGAACGCUGAAUUAGGUAGAUAACCUAACUGUUGAAUAGCUGUCACUUAGCAUUUAUUUAUGUCGUAGCUUACUGAUAUGCAAUUAUGGUAGUUAAAACAAGAAAACAAAACGCAAAGGAUCAACCCCAACAGGGCACCGAGAAAGAGAAGAGUCCGUCUGUAGCUCACAGCACAGUGAAAGGCAGAAGGGUGAAAGAGGGGAAAGGGUCAUUUUUUCAAAGUAAAAACGGACUUUUUACUGGAUUCAUUAAAAAUAAACUGGGCUUGAGUCCAUCAGCUUUUGUAAGAGUCCUCAUCGUCUUAAUUAUCGCUCUUGCUGCAGGAUUGUCCCAUUGGUACCAUCUUUCACAUCUUUUUGAGAAUGACAGACAUUUUUCACAUAUGUCUGCCUUGGAGAAGGAGAUGGCCUUUAGAACUGAAAUGGGACUGUAUUACUCCUACUUUAAAACCAUUAUUGAGGCUCCUACCUUCCUGAAUGGACUUUAUAUGAUCAUGAAUGACAGACUUACUGAAUAUCCAUUAGUGAUAAAUACCUUAAAGAGGUUCAACUUAUAUCCAGAGGUGGUCCUCGCCAGCUUGUACCGUGUGUACACUGCUACAAUGGGAGUCUUAGGAAUCCCCACCAAGAUGUGCUGGUCCAUCAACAGAGGGGAGGGGCUGGAACCAGUGGAAAGCUGUGAAGGCAUGGGGGAUCCUGCCUACUUCUACGUCACUUUUGUUUUCCUCUUAAAUGGGGCAAUGAUGAGCCUCUUUUACAUCUAUGGAACGUAUCUAAGCGGCAGCAGGCUGGGUGGUGGUGUUACGGUCUUGUGUUUCUUUUUUAAUCAUGGAGAGAGCACUCGAGUCAUGUGGACCCCACCUCUGAGAGAGAGCUUCUCCUACCCUUUCCUCGUUCUGCAGAUGCUCCUCCUAACAUAUAUCCUACGAAACCGGAACCCGAGCCGGAACGCCAUGAUGGCUCUGGGCUUCUCAAACGUGAUGUUCAUGCUGCCCUGGCAGUUUGCGCAAUUCGUCUUGCUGACGCAGGUGGCCUCCCUGUUUGCUUCAUACAUCCUGGGCUAUCUGAGUCCUACGAAGAUGCAGGCCAUCCUAGUGACACACAUGGUGUCUCUAGGAGUCUGCUUUGUUCUGAUGUUUGGGAACUCCAUGCUGCUUACAUCCUUCUAUGCCUCCUCCCUCGUCUCCAUCUGGGCUAUUGUGGCACUGAGGGACCGUUUCACAGACACUUUCCGAGCUGGGCUCCUGACGUGGGUCAUGCAGUGCCUUGCCUGGGUGGUGACGACGGCCAUUCUGAAGUCCACAUUGGCUGUGUUCUUUGGGGCUUCAGAUGACGCUCACAUCAGCAGCCUGAUCAAGUCCAAAUUUACCAGCUACAAGGACUUUGACACCAUGAUGUAUACUUGCGCAGCUGAGUUCGACUUCAUGGAGACGGAGACUGUGUUCCGGUAUCUUAAAACCCUGCUGUUGCCUUCUAAUAUACUGGUGGUGGGCAUUAUUGCUGGAAAGACCAUAAAGGAUGUGGUCGUGGCGCUCCGACACCAGAGUCCUGCUGAGGUGGAGAAUGGGCCGAGCGCUGACCAGACAGAGAAGUUGGCUAAAGGGGUGAUGGUAUACCACAGUCUGCAGCUGGUGGCUUUUGCCGUGUUGGCUGUUCUCAUCAUGAGGCUGAAACUCUUCCUCACGCCACACAUGUGUCUCAUGGCCUCCCUGAUCUGUUCCAGACAGUUGUUUGGCUGGGUCGGUGAGAAGGCCAGGCAGCACAUUGUUGUGCUUGUCAUCCUGUCCAUCAUGGCAGUUCAAGGGGUAGCCAACUUGCAGAACCAGUGGGGCAUCAUGGGAGAAUUCAGCAACCUCCCACAGGAAGACCUGCUGGAAUGGAUCAAAGAAAACACUCCACAGAACACUGUGUUUGCUGGCGCCAUGCCCACCAUGGCAAGUGUGAAACUGUCCACAGGAAGAGCAAUCGUCAACCACCCCCACUAUGAGGAUGCGGGGCUAAGGGAGAGGACAAAGCAGGUGUAUGCCAUGUACAGCCGCAAACCAGCUGAGGCGGUGAAGAGAAACCUGCUGAGCCUACAGGUCGACUACUUCAUUCUGGAGGACUCGUGGUGCACCAGGCGCACCAGGCCCGGGUGCAGCAUGCCUGAGAUCUGGGAUGUGGAGGACCCCCACAACGUAGGCAGAACCCCCCUCUGCACACUCAUGUCCAGGGACUCCCGCCCCCACUUCACCACCGUCUUUCAGAACAAUGUCUACAAAGUCCUGAAGGUCCCCAAAGCUACUAGAGACCCCAGAUAACACGCGUUGGCGUGCGAAAAAUGCUAAUUAGUGUUGUCCAAAAGGUCGUGACCCGUUUGCGUCAUUAUUUGUUUUGGUACCUGUUGCGGGUGUUGUGUUGACCGUGAGGCAGUCGGUGGAGCACACUGCUGGUGUCCCCUCCAGCUAUUGCGCUGUGAGUGUUGACGUCUCAGCUCGUGCUUCCCACGGGCUUGCUCGCUUCUGCUGCUGCUCCUUGCCACCACAGUAUGUUCAUGCCUUCUCUUUUUUUUUUACCUCCUGCCACAGCAGACCUACCCUUUAAAUGUUUUUAGUCUCAUGUUUUAGGCGUAAAAUGUUUUCUUUUUAUUUUAUUUCAAUGUAGCAAAUUGCCACCUUAAAAACCGAUGUAAAAUCUGAAAUUUCUAUAUAGAAUCCAAUAAUCUGUAACUGCAGUGUAUUAAUAUUUGAACCGUCCUAAGUAAUAUUUUGUUUUUGUUUUGUCUGUCGUCAUUUCUCCAAAACACACGGUUGGACUAAUAUAGGGUGAUGAGUUUGAAGUCCAUUUUUUUGUGUGCAAUUUUGUGCAGUCUUUUGACUAUGUUGUAAUUGUGUUUGUAGGAAGCCUGUAGUUUUCUGUUACUGCCUGUAUAUUUCAGAGUCCGCACUCUGAGUGGGCCUUUGUUUCACUAUUGUUCAGUUCUGUUUAGUGUUAUGUUCAACUUCCUUUCUGUAACCACAUAUUGUGCUCACAACAGAAAACUGAAGCAAAACUGAGAAGUUCAUUGGGUUUAGUGUAACAGUUGCCCUUCAGCUAUUUGGGUGUGGGCCAUCUUAAAUGGUUCCAGUGUGUAAGUUUAGAUAAGCAGCUAGUGUCCCAGACCAAGGAAAUCCGAUCUUGAGUGAGGAUGUGUCCGCUGUCCUGGUGCUCUUCUCCAGAAAGUUUGUACCCUGUCCUUCCUUUCCUCACAUGGUCUCUGCAUUUACAGUUGAUCAUAUCAUCCAGUGCACAGAGCCACUAUCAAUCAUACAGCUGAAUGUUGUUGUUUUUGCCUGUCAAGUUGAAAUUUCCACAGAACUGUGGCCGGUAUUAGAUAGGUUGUAGAGGAUUCUCUUUGGCGAACGUGUGUUCAGUCCAUAGCUUUGAGUAGCUCAAGGGCAGUGGGGGUAAAGCCAUGCUGUUUUUGGGCUUAAUGUAGGUCAUACUUACAGGAGGGCAGCAGGGAAACCUUAAGAAAACCAAACAGCACCUCACACUUUGACCAACGAGACCCUUCAGUCAAAUGUAGACAUCAGAUCAAAAAGCUGUAAAAAACUGCGCGCAUAUUCAAGUUGCGAGAGAAAACUGGUAUCGUUUUCUUACUGACGUAACGAAGCUGCAUAUAAGCCUUGAUGCAUUUCUUAAGUAUUAACUUUUUUUUCUUCAUUUCCAUGCUGUAAUAUACUGUAAUUGAGCAUUUGUGGCACAAAUUGAUAUCAUAAUGAUAUCACAGUCUGCCUAAUGUUGGGGGUGGGGAUAUUUUAUGUGGAAAUAUAAUUUUGUUUGUAGUACUUUUUUACUUUCCUUUUUAAGUGUAUUUUAUGAAUAAAGGGAUUUGUAAUUUUGCA
Molecule: messenger RNA, 3916 nt
Organism: Electrophorus electricus (electric eel)
Lineage: Eukaryota; Metazoa; Chordata; Actinopteri; Gymnotiformes; Gymnotidae
Gene: dpy19l1l
Product: dpy-19-like 1, like (H. sapiens)
Cellular component (GO): nuclear inner membrane
Molecular function (GO): mannosyltransferase activity
Source: RefSeq, a predicted model, not a curated record